AUGUCGGCUAAGGUCGGGUUCAUUCUCGAGUAUGCUGCCGUCUCCUCGGAAGAGGACUCGUCCUUAGAAUGCCCCGAGGAUGAGGGCCUAACUGUUCAGCUGCUAUGUAAUGGCGAUAAGCUACAGCUGCGCGCAACUGAGUUGAACAUGCAUGCUCAAUACAGCCGCCUAGUUCUGACAGAGCUAGCGUUUGAUUUCAAUCUCUUCUAA
This is a messenger RNA of Penicillium coprophilum, 210 nucleotides long. RefSeq lists its product as uncharacterized. The transcript is spliced from 2 exons. NCBI's taxonomy places the organism in Eukaryota, Fungi, Ascomycota, Eurotiomycetes, Eurotiales, Aspergillaceae. The record is from RefSeq and is a predicted model, not a curated record. The coding region runs from base 1 to 210 and encodes 69 amino acids.